ACUUCUUCGUGUCUUAAUCUUUCUGUUUUGUUCUCGUUAUGUUUCAGUAAGUUCUGGACGAGGAACCGACCAGGUGAUAAGAUGAGAGACCGGUACAACCUGAACCUGCUGCCGGGGAUGUCAGAGGACGGCAUGGAGUACGACGACGUGGACCUGAACAGCGUGGCCUCCAUCCCUGGUAUGGGGAUCCCCGAGCAGCUCAAGGCCGCCAUGGAGCUGGAGCAGAGCAGUAAAGAGGCGGCUCCUGAGGUGGAGAUGUCUAUCCCUGGUCUUGACUGGGGCAUGGACGAGGUCAUGGGUAAAGACUCCAAGAAGGUCCCGCAGAAGAAAGUACCGUACGCCAAACCGAUCCCAGCACAGUUCCAACAGGCCUGGGCAGAGAACAAAGUGCCCAUGAUGCCGCCCGGCGGAGAGAUGUCCAAAGACCGAAAGGUGGAGCAGAAAGUGGACGGCAAAAAGAAAACUCAGUCAGAGAUGGAGCAGGAGAUGGCGUACACCAACCCGAUGCUGCUGGAGCAAAUGAAGAUGGACCGGAUGAACCAGAUGAACACAGACGGGAACAUGGGGCCUCAGCAGGGACAGGGCCCUAUGCCCCCCUUCCCCGGAGGUCCUGGGGUCCCAAUGCCUCCCGGCCAGCAGGGCUUUCCCCCAAACAUGCCUCCUCAGCAGAUGCCCAACAACAUGGGGCCUCCAAUGGGCCCCGGAGGCAUGCAGCCUCCUUUCAUGUCCCCUGGACAGAUGGGACCACCUUCUGGACCCCAGUCUCACCAGGGGCCCACUCAGGGCAAUAUGGGACCACCAGACAUGCAGAGACACCCAGGCCCGCCCAGAAAUAUGGGUCCCCAAGGGCCUCAUGGUAUGGGACCCAGAGGGAUGCAGGGGCCCCAUGGUGGGAUGAUGGGUCCCCCUCCUCGAGGAAUGGGUCCAAGGGAUCCUCAGGGUCCUCCACCUCAGGGGAACAUGAUGGGUCCACAGGGUGGGAUGAUGGGGCCCCCACCCAGGACACACGGCAAUGCGCCAAACAACUAUGGGAUGGGCAACAUGCAGGGACCCCCGGGAGGGUUGCAUGGGCCUCCAGGAAAUAUGCAGGGGCCCCCAGGUAACAUGCAAGGACCCCAUGGAAACAUGCAGGGGGCCCAAGGUAACAUUCAGGGGCCCCAUGGAAACAUGCAGGGACCCCCAUACAUGCAGCACCAGAACUCGGGGCCUAUGAUGCAUGGGAUGGGGCAGCAGGGGCCCAACAACAAAGACCCUCGGGGACCGCCGCCCAACCACCACAUGGGCCCUUCAGACCGGCAGGGACCAGGGGGACCGGACCAGGGCUCCAGCACUUACUGGGGAGACAACCAGCAGGGUCGACGUGGACCGCAGGACUUUGAUGGAGGCCAGGAAUUCCAUGGCAGAGGAGAGGAGGGCUGGAGACCUGGACCUGGACCAGGAUACCAGGGUGGAGGAGGGGGAGGACACCGGGGGGGGGGGCACCGAGGGGGGGGGGGGGGGGGGAACGCAGGGAACUGGGGCCCCGAGGAGAGGUUCACUGGAGGAGAGUUCAGAGGACGGAGAGACGAGAGGUUCAGAGGAGGAGGCCCCGGCCGGCUCGGAGCUCGAGGUUACUCCGACGAGUACGGCAGCCAGGAGGAGGGCUUCGAUGGUCCUGAGGAGAUGGGCAGAGGCUGGGACAACGGGGGCCGAGGGAGGCCGCCUCGAGGAGGAGGUCCACCCAGAGGAGGUCACGAUAGCUAUCGGGACGGUCAGCAGCAGAUGCAUGAUGGGUCGUCUCCGACGGGUCGUGAGCGCUCCGCCUCCCUUCAGGGGAUGGACAUGGCAUCUCUGCCCCCCCGGAAGCGUCCGUGGCAAGACGGCCCGGGAACCGGAGACCCCCGAGAGCGAGAGUCCCCGGGAGCCGACGGAGGCCGCCCCCCACUGAGGGAGGACGGGGGCUACGGCCCGUCUGGUCGAGGUGGACGAGGAGGCUGGGGUCCCGGAGGACCUGGACCGGUCCCCAGGAGAGGAGGACCAGCACCCAGAGUGCCACCGAGGGGGGGCAGCCGGGGCCGGUAGUCCUGGAGGAAAGAAACAAACUCCCAUGAACCCCCACAGACCUGAGUCCAGAUCCUGAGGAACCUUCAGACAAACUUUUGGUCAUGUGACACAUUCAGAUCUCUGCUGCUGUGAGGGACGCUGGCUCCUGAUUGGUCCGUACUGACGGAGCAGGAAACAGAACGUUUUAAUGUAAAAUAUUGUAGAGAAUCAUCGUCUCUUUUAUUUCAGUCACUAGUCUUGUUGCUUUUUUGUAAAAGAUUUCUAUGUUUUUGUGUUUCACUGAGGUGGACAAUAAAGAUUCACACUUCAACUCAUCGUCACAUGAGGGGGGGGUGUAAUAUCUGAAUAAACAUAAUACUCAGAGUACACACUCGGUAGUACUCAGUACUGUGUCACAGAUGAAACCAGAGUUUAGUUUUGUAUGAAAGUGACUUUAUUCAUGAAAAGUUCAAACAUAACUAUUAUUUGGUCCUCUGAGCAGCAGCAGCAGUCUGUCUGUCUGUCUGUCUGUCUGUCCUGCAGCUCAGUGAGCAGAACAUACGGUAAUCAAUCACGUGACCGGUCUGUGACGCUCGGUCCCGCUCAAGUCGGCAUGGUUUUCCCGGUCACGGUCCUCUUGAUGGCUGACGCCGCCAUCCCCCCCAUGAAGCGGAUCCCGGCGCUUCCUCCUGGCAGCAGCGACACCACGUGGCCGACUAUGACCGCGACCUGCACCGCGGCUCCCAGCGCAGUCAGCGCGGUGCUGUGGAGGCUCAGCGCCGCGUACAGAGUCCCCACGAGGGAGCACAGGUAGACGGCGGGUCCGGGGGAGGUGGACAGGCCGGCGAAGAGUCGGCUGGGCCCGCGAAGCACCGCCGCUGCCGCGAUGGCGAACAGCGAACCGAGCGACCAGAGCAGCGCGAACUUGCGUGCGUAGAGCAGCAGCAGCGGCGCGUAGAGCGCAGAGAGGCCGAAGCACAGCACGGAGAACGACGCGAACACCAAGGAGACCACGAGCCGCUGACGGCGACUCAUGCCUGGCAGACAGGGGUCCGGCUCGGACGACCACGGCCAGGAAAACCCGCUGUUUCCUCCGGAGCUCUGGCUUCCGGACGCACCUCCUCCUCCGGACCACGGACUUGACCACCGCCCGAACCAGCUCCCCGAGACCGGGUCAGGGUCGUCCAGGUCCACCGUGGUGCUGGAGCCGGACUGUGAGGUGGUUCUGGAGCCGCCACCUUUGGACUGGGCCAAAUACUCCUGGAGCUGUCUGUUUAGUUCCGCCAUGACGGAGGAAGCUAACAGGCUAGCUGUUAGCAAUGGACGACUUCUUCUUCUUGUUUUUCUUCUAAACUUCCGGUUUCCCUCUGCUGCCCUCUACCGGUCAUCUGUAUUAACUAGAAAAUGCGUUGGAAUGCUGAAAGCUGAAAUUAAUUGCAGAGACAUUGCUGAAAAUAGAUAUCCAAUAAAAAAAAUUGUAAAAAGGUUAAUUCUGGAAAGUCCUGUUAAAAUCUAAGACCUGAAUGACUGUGACAUAGACAGAAAGAUAGAGAGGAGAGAGAAUGAGUGUGAGAAAGACAAACAG
This is a messenger RNA of Anarrhichthys ocellatus (wolf-eel), 3607 nucleotides long. Its product is annotated as pre-mRNA 3' end processing protein WDR33-like. Gene Ontology annotation, cellular component: mRNA cleavage and polyadenylation specificity factor complex. Gene Ontology annotation, biological process: mRNA 3'-end processing. The annotation marks the transcript as partial. The transcript is spliced from 10 exons. Lineage: Eukaryota; Metazoa; Chordata; Actinopteri; Perciformes; Anarhichadidae. The record is from RefSeq and is a predicted model, not a curated record.